GGGGCUUGGGAGACGCAAGCACCUGCGCACUAGCGUGGCCGCUCCCGGCCGCGUGCGGACAGAAUGUCUGCGCAAGCGCAGGGGCUCGGGCGGUUGGCUGGCUCGCUAGAGCGCAUGCGUACCAACUACAAAGUGGGGUGCUGGGGUUGAGGCUUUGAAUUAAUGCUGCAAGCACUGUACCUGUUGCUGUUGAGAUGGAGCAGCAGACUAGUAAUCCUACUAACAAAAAAGCCAAAGAGGAAGAUAAUGCUGUGUGUUUUUGUCCAGCAAAACCCUCCCCCAGUUAUAUUAAUCUUCAAGCAAAUUCCUUGCCAGCCAGUUUCUUGAACAUCCAGACAACAGAGCUGCCUUCAGGAGCUGGCCAGAAGCCCAAGGAGUGCCUAGGAGUCCUAGGAAGUGUGUAUGCCAACCUCCAGCUUCAGACCCAGCUUGCCCAACAACAGAUGGCUAUUUUAGAAAACUUGCAAGCUUCCCUAUCACAACUGGGUCCUGGGCGGGAAAGCAACAAUGGUUUUCUCCCAGCCAUAUAUUGUGGUCUGUUGUUAAAUCACCUGCCCCAAUUCCAUAAAUGAACUGUGGAACAAAGA
Myodes glareolus (Bank vole) is the source of this 587-nucleotide messenger RNA. RefSeq names its product TSSK6 activating cochaperone (gene Tsacc). Gene Ontology annotation, cellular component: cytoplasm. Gene Ontology annotation, molecular function: protein-folding chaperone binding. Lineage: Eukaryota; Metazoa; Chordata; Mammalia; Rodentia; Cricetidae. The record is from RefSeq and is a predicted model, not a curated record.